Messenger RNA from Brassica rapa (field mustard), 1953 nucleotides. Its product is annotated as ribulose-1,5 bisphosphate carboxylase/oxygenase large subunit N-methyltransferase, chloroplastic. Gene Ontology annotation, biological process: peptidyl-lysine monomethylation. Gene Ontology annotation, molecular function: protein-lysine N-methyltransferase activity. Gene Ontology annotation, cellular component: chloroplast stroma. The record is from RefSeq and is a predicted model, not a curated record. NCBI's taxonomy places the organism in Eukaryota, Viridiplantae, Streptophyta, Magnoliopsida, Brassicales, Brassicaceae.
GUCUUCUCCCUUUCGUUUUCAACGUGAUUUCCCUCUCUUAUCUUCAAUAAAAAAAUAUCUGAGAAAAAAGGGAAGGGAGAACGGAACAACAUCCUCAGAACCGCCGCCGGAGAAUCUUUUGUGCUUCAAAGAAUCGGAAUUAUUUUGAUGGAAGGGAUUAUCACUUGCUUUCAUCCGAAAUGCGUCUCUCUUCCAAUUCGUUCAUCCCCACUUUCUAGGGUUUCUUCACUCUCUCAGCUGAGGAACCGCAAUUCACUCUCUUCAUCACGAUCCGUUCCUCAGAGGAGCUUGUGCGUAUCGUCUUCGAGCUCGGAUACGUUACUCGCGGGCGGCUCAUCAAAGGAAGACGAGAGGCAGAGCAAAAUAUCGAGCAGGAAGGAAGGAGAUGACACGGGGGAUUUGAAGCAUUGGUUGGAUAAGAAUGGUUUACCGCCUUGCAAGGUAUUGCUCAAGGAGAGACCCGCUCAUGAUCAAAACCAUAAACCCAUUCAUUAUGUUGCUGCUAGCGAGGAUCUUCAGAAGGGUGACGUGGCGUUUUCAGUUCCAGACUCUUUGGUUGUCACACUUGAAAGAGUGUUGGGAAACGAGACUAUUGCUGAACUGUUGACGACGAACAAACUGUCCGAACUGGCUUGUCUAGCUUUGUAUUUGAUGUAUGAGAAGAAACAAGGGAAGAAGUCAGUGUGGUAUCCUUAUAUUAGAGAACUCGAUCGUCAAAGAGGAAGAGGUCAGUUAGAUGUGGAGUCUCCGCUGCUGUGGUCUGAGGCUGAGCUAGAGUACCUAACUGGUAGCCCGACCAAGGCCGAAGUUCUUGAGAGGGCUGAGGGGAUCAAAAGAGAAUACUCGGAGCUUGACACUGUCUGGUUUAUGGCUGGAUCUUUGUUUCAGCAAUACCCAUUUGACAUACCAACUGAAGCUUUUACAUUUGAGAUUUUUAAACAAGCUUUUGCUGCCGUUCAGUCCUGUGUGGUGCAUCUACAAAAUGUCAGUUUGGCUCGCCGGUUUGCUUUGGUUCCUCUUGGUCCUCCCUUGUUGGCAUACUGUUCCAACUGCAAGGCAAUGCUUACCGCUGUUGAUGGUGCUGUUCAACUCGUGGUAGAUAGGCCAUAUAAGGCUGGUGAUCCUAUUGUUGUCUGGUGUGGGCCACAGCCUAAUGCGAAAUUGCUUCUGAACUAUGGAUUUAUUGAUGAAGAUAACCCUUAUGAUAGAAUAAUUGUCGAGGCAGCGCUGAGCACCGAUGAUCCUCAAUAUCAGGACAAGAGACUGGUUGCUCAAAGGAACGGAAAAUUAUCCCAACAAGUUUUUCAGGUUCGUGUAGGAAAAGAAAAAGAAGCUGUUCAAGAUAUGCUUCCCUACCUGCGACUGGGUUACAUGUCUGAUCCUGCUGAAAUGCAAUCAGUUAUUUCGUCUCAAGGUCCAGUUUGUUCAAUGAGCCCUUGCAUGGAAAGAGCAGUAUUGGAUCAGCUUGCUGAUUACUUCAUGAGACGCUUGGCUGGCUACCCUACCACCCUAAAAGAAGAUGAUGCAUUGUUGGCAGAUCCUAGUUUGAAUCCUAGGAAGCGAGUAGCCACACGGCUUGUCCGAUUGGAGAAGAAAAUGCUAGCUGCAUGCCUUGUGGCAACAGUCGAUUUGUUAAACGAGUUGCCCGAUACAACCAUCUCUCCAUGCCCAGCACCCUAUGCUCCCUCCUUGAAAUAAUAAAAAAAGCUGCAUUUGUUGGUACAUGGCAGGAGUAUUUUUUGGUCUGUGGUCGUCGCUUAACUAAGUUGCAGGUAGUAGCUACUAGGAGUGUAUCUCUGGAUUGCCACGCAAAUGUUCCACCUUUGAUCUUUCUUUCUCUUGCAACAAUUAAGCAUUGUCGAAAUCCUGUAAUUACAGAGAACAACUUCACAAUUAUUCUGGGUUGUGUUUUAGAAUUUUAGUAUUUUAUCGUUUCCAAAAAAGUUUACUAAA